CCCCCUACCUGCCAGUUCCCGUACCGAGCAGGUGGACGGUACCCGAGCUGGGAGUCCCGGUCUGCCGCUUUCUGCACCUAGUUGUCUGUUGCGCGAGUUCGUUGCCCGAGUCUUUCUCUGAUCUGCCGAGGAUCAUCCUUGUGGAUGAGAUAUAAAAAAAUGUUAAGUAAAUGAAAAUACCCGAGUCGAACCGAUAGCGGAGAUCGAUAACAGAUCGAUCGAAAAAACUGUACUCGCGUAUAUUCGAUCCAAUUGACUGGUUCGGCGUGCUCUUUUUUACGAAUACAUUUUUUGAUGUCCCAGGUGCAAUCUGGGACGGUAGGAACUGACGUGUGAUUCCGGUGCCGCGGAAGUGCCUUUGUUCCUUAUUUGUGAAAAGCAGUGGUAUUAUUUUGUGAAUUAAUGAGAUUAUAAAAGAAAUUUUUUAUCGAUUUUACAUAGAAAUCAGUGAAAUUUUACUGUACGUGGUUUGGUAUGAGUCUUGAAGAUUUAUAUUUUGAGGGUUCGAGUCUGGGCUAAAUCGUCUGACGGAUUGUUUGUGCGCGGGACUGUACAAAUAACAAGAAGAUCAAUCGAGAUCGAACUGAUGUCACGGGCAAGAUGGCGAGGGAUCGUUUAGGAUCUGAUUAUUCAGAAAAUCUGAGUGACGCAACGACCUGCAGCUGCAUGACAAGUUCGGUAGAUAAGUGCUCCUUGAGAAGCUGCGGCAUGCUACAGGAGCCGUUCUUUCUUCAUCCACCCGGUAGCAGACCACGUGACGGGAUUUAUAUAAAUCCAAUGAGUGCCUUCAUAGGGGAAUCCCAGAAGCCUAAGGACACCCAGUCCUUUUACCUUCACAGCCCGCACGACUUGGUCUACACCAGGAUAACUCAUUUAUUCAGCGACAGCGAAGAAUCGCGUAACGCCGAACGCGUCGAAAGGAAAGAUGAAACUUUAACCGUGAAAGUUGAUGUCCACAUCAACAACCGGAACUACAAGAGCAUCGGAAAUGGGACCACGAUAAGAACCGAUUCGAUCAAGGACACCGAGCACGCAUACGAACAAAUCUGUUUACAUCGAGACGAAACUGAUAGUGUGACGUCAUCCCACAAGAAUCACUCCGAUAAUGUGUCUGAUAGCAGUAAGUCCAGCAAGUCCAGCAUGACCAAAUCCAGCAAGAACGAUCGACGCUACAGUCGGUCCAGCAGCAUCAGCGACUCGUCAAACGUGCACAGUGAAAUUCACGGUUACUCGUCGCCGAUCUCGACGCCGUCCUUAUCGCGCAAUUCGAGCAACGAGCAUAUCAACAAAAGUCCAAAAGUACCGGAGCUGCGGAUCCCCGAGAGGAAGCAAUCAAACACCUCGCAGGGAGAAAGUGAAAAGGACAUUAAGAUACUAGUGCACACUGGACCCAGUCUGGUGAAACCACCGCCGCCUCCGCCUCCGCCACCGCCAGACACCGAGGAGAUAAUCGUAGUCAAUGCAAAGAUCGUUGAAAGUAAUAAUAACAACAGUAACAAUAAUAAUAAUAACUUGCGAGAUGACAAGAAGGACCUUUACGAAGGAUCUCCCGACACCAAGAGCGAGUCCGGCAGCGUCUCUUCGGCGGCCAACAAGUCCGACGUAUCCUGCGAGCAGCCGGAAGUCGCUCCUGCCAGUCCACCUGCGGAGCCAGAGGAAACGAAGCCGAGCCAGGUGUCCCACCUGGUGAACAGACACAUGGUGCUGCCGUUUAUACCGCCACAAUUCGCGACCGCGGCCGAUUCGAACACCCUGCUGAAGCCGUCGGAAUACUUGAAGAGUAUAUGCAAGUCAACGGGGAAGAACAGUUUGUCCAAAGCAAGGUCUGUGGAUAAUUUGGAUAUUCAGAGUCGCGUACGCGAGGAGGAGGCGGGGGAGGGGGAGAGCAAGGAGGAGGGGAGUACAGAUACUCCACCUGGACCACCACCGCCUCCUUUACCUCCUUUACAAAAAAAUAGGGAGUACCAAGGGAGUAUCAGUGUCGAACCGGAAACUCCCAGGACACCUCAGCCUUUGGCUACUAUCAGUAUUCAGGAUUUGACCAGCGUUCAGCUAAGGAGGACCAACUCUAAGAUGCACGCUACUAAGACGUUCUCGGCGCCGCCACCGCGUAGCGUCUCUAUGACCAAUGUCUCGGAACCGUUCUUCGUUCAGAAGACGGACUUGAUCGCGGAAUUGAAGAAGACCAGGGAUAUACCGGGUAUCAAAAAAUUGAAAGUCGAAAGGGCGCAAGUGGAGAAAACACAGGAGCAACAUCUUAUGACGGAGAUGAGCAAGGCUUUCAGUGCGCAAAAUUUUGUCGAUCAGUCCAUGCAGAUUCCGGAGAAAGACAGUUCUGGCAACGUGAUACCUAUUUGGAAACGACAGAUGCUCGCCAGGAAGGCCGCGGAACGUGCGAAAAAGGAACUGGAGGAGCAAAUUGCUAGGGAAAACGAAGAGAGGCGACAGAAAGCUAUUCCGGCCUGGAAGAGGCAGCUUCUUGCAAAAAAGGAUAACGAGGAGAAAAAAAGUACUACGGCGGCGCCAAACAAUCCCACGAUACAGCCCGUCAAAAUUGAACUGACGCCAGCGCCAAAACGUGACGCGUCGCCGGUGCCAGUUGCGAGAAACAACGAUGAAAAAAUGGAAAACGAAGAUAAACGAAACGGCAUAAAAAAUGAAGAUCCGGACGACACCCAAAUAAUACCAUGGCGAGCUCAGUUGCGAAAGACGAACAGUAAACUGAACAUUAUCGAUUAAUUCAUGAAAUGACGUAUACGUCAUACAGAUAAACAAUGGCACGUUUAUAUAUCGAUGAGCGGGAAAUUCGAAUUUUCUACUCAACGCCCAAGAACGAAGGUCUCGCAUAGCGUCUUACGUAUGGCAAUGAUAAAAAUUCAAUAUGUAUAUUGACGUUAUCAAAUUUUUACAAAAAAUACACUCGACCGUGUAUAAUCAACUCUACCGUCUACAGGGUUCUGCAUAGUAACGUAAUUCCUCAUAAAUAUUCAAAAUGAAAAUAAAAAAAAAAUAUGCUCAAUGUAAAAAAAUUCCUUAUCGUUAUAUAAGGAUACAAAAUGGAUGCACCAUACUAAAUAUUGAAAAAAAAAAAAUUGCUCAUUCUUAACGAAUAUCAAUUAACCUGUAUAUUCGUUUAAAGUGCAGUUGAACCGUAAGUUGCAUACUAAGCAUAGCAUGUACAUACAUAAAAUUAUAAUAAAUUUGUUACACCGUG
Molecule: messenger RNA, 3214 nt
Organism: Cephus cinctus (wheat stem sawfly)
Lineage: Eukaryota; Metazoa; Arthropoda; Insecta; Hymenoptera; Cephidae
Gene: f
Product: espin
Exons: 12
Coding region: 601-2739 (712 amino acids)
Biological process (GO): actin filament bundle assembly
Cellular component (GO): cytoplasm
Molecular function (GO): actin filament binding
Source: RefSeq, a predicted model, not a curated record